Balearica regulorum gibbericeps (East African grey crowned-crane) is the source of this 1483-nucleotide messenger RNA. The record is from RefSeq and is a predicted model, not a curated record. NCBI's taxonomy places the organism in Eukaryota, Metazoa, Chordata, Aves, Gruiformes, Gruidae.
AAGAGGAGAUGGUUUGUGCUUCGCAGCGGCCGUUUAACGGGGGAUCCGGAUGUAUUGGAAUACUACAAAAAUGACCAUGCCAAGAAGCCUAUCCGUAUUAUUGACUUAAAUUUGUGUCAACAAGUGGAUGCUGGAUUAACGUUCAACAAAAAAGAGUUUGAAAACAGUUAUAUUUUUGAUAUCAACACGAUAGACAGAGUUUUCUAUUUGGUAGCAGACAGCGAGGAGGAGAUGAAUAAGUGGGUUCGAUGUAUCUGUGAUAUCUGUGGGUUCAACCCUACAGAUGAGGAUGCUGUGAAGCCACCAGUCAGUUCUUUACAACCAUCUGCUGAGUUACCCUUGCCCAUCAACACUUCACCGCCUUCCAUGCAAGCAGAAUCUUCCCUACCUCCUCCAUAUCAGCUUAUUAACAUCCCCCCACUGGAGUCAUCCUCUGGUCAAGAAGAUCCUCAAGACUACCUACUGCUAAUAAACUGUCAAAGUAAAAAACCCGAACCUAUGAGAUCUCAUGCUGACUCAGCAAAAUCCAGCUCUUCUGAAACAGACUGCAAUGAUAACGUGCCCUCCCACAAAAAUCCUGCUCCAUCAGCGAGCAAGCAUGCUGUGAAUGGCUUUUUUCAGCAGCAAGGUGUCUAUGACUCCCCGCCUUCUCGUACUGCACUGACACUGGCAGAGUGCAGCCUUUAUAACCUGCCUAGGAGUUACUCACAGGAUGUUUUACCGAAGGCAGCGUCUCCAUCUGGGACUGAUGCAGAAGGAGAGCAACAUGUUUUCAAUACCCCAUCAGCAACAUCAUCAUUAGACGCACAGAUGAGACACAUCUCCAUUAGCUAUGACAUUCCCCCCACACCUGGAGGUACUUACCAGAUUCCACGAACUUUUCCAGAGGGAACGUUGUCUCAGACUUCAAAACUGGAGACUAUUCCAGAUAUUCCUCCACCUCGGCCACCAAAACCUCACCACGCUGCAGAUCGAUCUCCUGUGGAAACAUGUAGCAUUAGUCGCACUGCUUCAGACACUGAUAGUAGUUAUUGAAUGCCGCCCUCGCGCAGUAAUACCAUUUCAACUGUAGAUUUGAAUAUCUUUCGUAAAGAAAUUAGUUCUCAAGACUGUUAUGAUAUUCCACGAACGUUUCCGAAUGACAGAUCUAAUUCAUUGGAGGGCUUCCAUAACCACUUUAAAAACAGAAGCAUGUUGACAGUGGGAAGUGUUUCAAGUGAAGAACUAGAUGAAAAUUAUGUCCCAAUGAAUCCCAACUCUCCUCCACGACAGCAUUCCAGCAGCUUCACUGAACCCAUCCAGGAAACAAACUAUGUACCAAUGACACCAGGCACGUUUGAUUUUCCGUUAUUUGGAAAGCAAGUCCCUCCUCCUGCUCACAUGGGUUUCAGGUCCAGUCCAAAGACCCCUCCCAGACGGUCAGUACCUGUUGCAGAAUGUGAACCACCGCCAGUGGAUCGGAAUCUCAAGCCAGACAGAAAAG